AUGGCCCGCAGCACGAGAUCUAACACAUCCGCUCGCGAAUUCCCUCUCACCGCUGCCUCUACUCGCUCUCGUCGUUCUCGCCCCGCUGAAAAGGCCAUCACUAUCUCUCGCUCGUCCUCAGGUCCACUAGCUGCCACUUCCGCACUCUCAACUCGUGCUCGUUCACUUCAGCCUACUGAUACUGCACCACAAUCCGCCACUCAGACGUCUAAUGCCGUCGUCCAACCUCAGCCUGUCACCAUGGCCAAACAGACCACCAAAGCGGUACCUUCCAAGACCAAACAGCCACCCGCGCCUCAAACUGCCAUCAUUACAACCGCAAAGCGGAACGCAUGGGGAGACUCUCGCGCUGCCACCGAAUCCCAGAUGAUGUCCUCACACGCCACUCUCCUCGUCCAGUCCAACAUCAUCUCCGUCGACACCGCCACUAAGCUCGCCCAGCCCUGGCACGAGAAUGGAGUAUUGGAUUUCCAGUGGGAGAGCCAGCACCUAGAUCCAUCCCGCAAGCACGACGUCAAGAUGAUAGAUCUAGACAAAGCGAAGAAGAUGCAUGCGCGGAAAGACGUAGCGGAGAAGAAAAUGUUAGCGGAGUAUUGCAUGGGGAAGAUUGAUGAAUGGGGUAAGCCUAAGGGCUGGAAAGAAGGGGUCGUCUUGGAGGAUGAGGAGGAUGUUGAUUCAGCGUAUGCCCAAGUCCCAGCCCCCACCCCAGUCCUUACUCCUACGCCAGCCCCGACAAGGGGGAAGAACAAAGCCACUUCCGGCCGAGUCUCCAAAUCCACCCCGAACCGCCACUUCUCCACCAUCAUCGAAGAAGCCUCUACCCCUGCCUCCCCCCUCCCUUCCACUGUCACCACUCCCGCUGACUACAAAGAGUUCGGCUACUUCGACCUCGCCGCUAUCGGUCGCGAACGCGGCCUAAUUACGCGCGGUAACGCGGAUGCUCUACGCGCGCGGCUGGUAGCGGAUGAUGUUGCGGUGCGGAACGGCACGGCGCGCGAAAUGGCGCCGUAUAGGAAACCGGGGGCUAAGCAGGCGCGGAAUAGGAUGCUGAAGAAGGAGAAGGUAGAAGAGAAAGGAAAGUCGGAGCCGGUCGAUAGGAAGCAGAGCAGUGAGGACGGGGAAUAA
Messenger RNA from Lindgomyces ingoldianus, 1125 nucleotides. RefSeq lists its product as uncharacterized. The coding region runs from base 1 to 1125 and encodes 374 amino acids. NCBI's taxonomy places the organism in Eukaryota, Fungi, Ascomycota, Dothideomycetes, Pleosporales, Lindgomycetaceae. The transcript has a single exon. The record is from RefSeq and is a predicted model, not a curated record.